Molecule: messenger RNA, 1575 nt
Organism: Mytilinidion resinicola
Lineage: Eukaryota; Fungi; Ascomycota; Dothideomycetes; Mytilinidiales; Mytilinidiaceae
Exons: 5
Coding region: 120-1490 (456 amino acids)
Biological process (GO): nucleolar large rRNA transcription by RNA polymerase I; transcription elongation by RNA polymerase I; RNA polymerase I preinitiation complex assembly
Cellular component (GO): RNA polymerase I complex
Molecular function (GO): DNA binding
Source: RefSeq, a predicted model, not a curated record
GAUGCCGGUGUGAGGCCGGGAAACUCUUGGCAGGCUCCACCGAAAUUUUGUUCGCCGACCUUCACCCUUUUCAAGACACCAUCCCCGCGCAACCUGUAUGCCCAACACACCUGUACACCAUGUCGGAAAAGAAGAGAAAGAGAGAGUCGGAGAAAGGAGACCGGCCUCCGAAGAAGGUGGCUUUUCAUGCGCCGGAGACGGUCAAGGUUCAGCUGCUGGAGGAUAACGAUGUACUGGGGCCUGUUAUAGCAUCCACGCCCGGGCUCUCAUUUCCCUCCAAGAUCGCACUCAAGCCCUACAAGAGCGGCGUUGUGGGAGGCGUCUUGCCCCCUGGCAAAAAGCUCCCUGCGAAGCUCAUCCUGCACUCCUCCGACCACCCAAUGCUAGACUACACAGCCCGAGAAGAGAAAGACGGCAGCGCCGACAGCCUGCUUAGGCACUACGUCGGCAUCUACGACCCUGACAGCGGCGAGCUCAAGCUCAUGGAGGCACAUAAAGUCACAGUCCGGAGCACAUUGCGAAGCGAGGAGGAAGAACUACGGCGAGAUCGGGAAGCAGCUGCACAGCUAAAGCGACCAACAAUCGCAAGCAAACUCGAAACCCUAGGCAUGGAAUUCGGCAACAAGAAAACCAGAAAGGCAAUCGACGACCGCACCACCAACGCCAUCACCCGCGACCUCCCUCGACUCGCAUCGCCCGGUGGCACUAUUCCCCCACCUCCCUCCGAUACCGUGGCCGCCGCCGUGCUCAGCGCCAUGGAAGCCUCUACCUCGAAUAUGCCCACGAAAGACGAGCAGACUGCUGCGAUGGAAGAGGGGAAGCCGCGGCCAAAGGCAAAUCUAGACGCCAAGAUACCCGCUGAGGUCUACACCAUCUCUUCGCUAAUAGGGAACGAGAUCAUGGGCUUGAUCAACGUGAAAGACUGGGUAGAUGCAGCGGAAGCGAAAGUGCCGGUAAAAGUGAACAGCCGGUUCGUGGCGAAGCGGAUACAGACACUGGCGGCGGGCAAGGAUAUCAAGAAGUUGAAGGUGCUGCGAUUUAUUUUGCUGCUGAUGAUGUUUAAAGACCAGUUGCGACAGAGGGGCGGAAGGGGGCCCUAUACGAUCCCCUUUCGAGAUAAAUUCAACGAGGCUAUGGGCGGGAAUGCGCCGUUGGUGCAAGCGUUGAAAAGGAAGUUUGCGAAUGAGAAUGCUGAACUCACUCGAUGGCACCUCAACUACCUCAUUUCUCACGUCUGCGCCGCCGCUCUCAUCGUAGACGACUUUGUUGUCGACACCUACGAUCUGAAAGACGAUUUGAAGAUGACGACGCCUGAACUCAUGACCCUCUUCAAAGAAAUCGGCGCGCGCGACUCCACCCCCACCGACACGGAGCGCGAACGCUACAGGAUAAAAUCGAAAGCGGAGGCCGUCGCGCACCGGAUGGCGAAACUGCGGAUCCCGUUGGUGUUUCCGAAGCAGAGGGUUAUGGGGCCGAAGAGGAGGGGAUAAAGGAAUCCAGACAGUUUUGCGUACCGGUAGAGAGCAUGCUUUAUAUAUCCCAGUCUCAAAAUAUCACGAAAGAUUUCAGAGGUCA